AUGACGUCUCCGUUUGAUGCGGAUGACUUCAUGAAACGUGGGUUUCUAUCUACAAUUAUGGGAUUCAAGAAAAAGAACAAGUCUAUGGAAACCCAUACUAACCCUUCUGCACCUCGCUUGAAUGGUCAGCCAUGUCACAACCAAACAGAAGUCCGAACUCCUAACGACAUAUUCCGUGAAAUUGUUUGCGAGUGUGAGCAUAUCGAAAGAAGUAACACUGCUUCUCCAUAUACAGAGAGAGAUACUUGUAACUCUCCUGUUGGAGUUCAAACAAGAAACCACACUCCAUCAACGUUGGUUAAUUUGAAUCCACCAACUUAUCCAACGUAUGGAAGUCAAUCACCCCUCAGAUUGGAUCAAACAACGCAAUCUAUGGCAACUUCAGCUAUUUCUUCUCAUGGUCAAGCAUUAAUGACUAACACCUCAUCUACAGCUGCCCAUUUCGAUAUGUAUGGGAUGCCUUUUUCACCUCCACCAUAUUCUCCACAUGAUAUGACUUAUGCAGCUUUGUCUCCAGAGCCUGUUGGUAAUUAUACAAAUGUACAAGCUGUGUCUAUUGCUCAACCAAACCUGACUCAUUCAAUUGUUUCGUCAACUGUUGCUCAACCCGUAUUAUUUUCGGGUGCUCAAUUGCCAAUCAAUCCAGCAGACUUACAGAAUACUCAACUUAUUGAGGGAUUAGUGAAGAUUGUUAUGAAUGCCCUUAUGCAAUCCUCCAUUGGUGAUGGUCAGUCUGUCAAAGAAAGCCCAGAAGACAUAUUGCGAAGAAAGCGCCAAAAGAAUAAUGAGGCAGCCGCACGAUAUCGUAAAAGACAGCGUGAUGCUCGCGGAAAAUCAGACGAGGAACUCGAAGGACUGUCCAAAAGAAAUGACGAGCUUAGAAGUGUCAUCAACAAUAUGGAGAGAGAAAUUCAUGAACUUAAAGAAGCAGUGUUAAGUUCAAAAUAA
Molecule: messenger RNA, 948 nt
Organism: Auanema sp. JU1783
Lineage: Eukaryota; Metazoa; Nematoda; Chromadorea; Rhabditida; Rhabditidae
Source: the annotation of a GenBank genome assembly